Molecule: messenger RNA, 1462 nt
Organism: Prunus dulcis (almond)
Lineage: Eukaryota; Viridiplantae; Streptophyta; Magnoliopsida; Rosales; Rosaceae
Exons: 1
Coding region: 154-1368 (404 amino acids)
Source: RefSeq, a predicted model, not a curated record
AAACUGAGGGACGCAGAAAGAAGACUUCCAACUUCCGAUGGCAAUGACCAUUCAGCUACAAGCAGCAGCUCAAAAUCAAAGAUCCAAAGUGUUCCUAGAAUUCUCCGAAGUCACAGUAAUUUGGUGAAAUGCUUUGAGCCAAGGGUACUAGCAAUGGGUCUGAUCCAUCAUGGUGAGUGCAAGGAAGCAGAGGAACUCAAAUACACUUUGGCAGCAGACUUUAUCAAGGAUUGCGGCUGCACAUAUAACCAUUUGUACGAGACGAUUCUAAAAAACAUCCUUCAAAUUAAGGACUGCUACGAUAGUGAAACAACAAAGUGCUACGAUGAUGAUGAGGCACUCGCCUGGAUGUUGUUCAUAGAUGGAUGUUCAACCUUGCAAUUCAUACACAAAUAUGAUUGCUUGGAAGAGUUUGGGAUGAAUGCAAGCCAAGUGGUCUUUGCACGGCUGGACUUGUUCUUGCUAGAGAACCAACUCCCUUAUCGAGUCCUCAAGCUGUUGAUGAGGUCAAGCAGAAAAGAAGAUGAGCUGAACAGAAAUAUGAAGCGUUUUGCCCAAAUGCAGAUUGCUGCAGCAGAAAAGCCAGUGGAAAGGCAAACGUUAGCAGAAAAGCCAGUGGAAAGGCAAACGUUGCGAAGCACAAACUUUAAGUCAUUGAUGGAUUUCGUUGACCAAAAAGAGAAGGAAAUCAAGAAUAUGCUACGAAGGCGUCGUGGGAAGCCGAAAUACAGUACUCAUCUUCUUGAUUUUCUUCGGAAAGAAAUGCUAGGUCCAUCAGAAGAGCUUAGCUAUCGUGGUGGCAAAGAAGACUGUUCACCAUCGUUUCGCAAUGCCCAGGAGCUUAAGGCAGCUGGGGUCCAUUUUAGGCGUAGCAAAACUUUCUCCUUGAAGGACGUAUCUUUUACUUCUCAAGGGUUUGCAGGCUUUCUUAGUCUUCCUCCCAUAAACGAAGACGCAAUGUCUUUGUUCUUGAAUUUGAUAGCCUACGAAAUGUGUCCUGAUUUCCGAAAUGAUUUUGCGGUCACCUCUUACUUCAGCUUCCUCAGUUCACUCAUUGCUCAUCCCGAAGAUGCUAAGCAGCUAAGGUCAGCCCGCAUACUUUGCAACUUGCGUGGGAGCGACGAAGCCCUCGCUGACCUCUUUCACGAGAUAGGCCCUGAUUUGGUGCUUGCCCAUCCUAUGUACAAGUCUAUUAAUGCCAAAUUAGAGCAACACUACAAAACCAAGUGGAAGGCAUGGUUCGCUCAAUUCUUGGAAGAUCAUUUCAGUAGCCCCUGGGCCAUGCUUGCUUUCAUUGGAGCUCUAAUAGCACUCAUCUUAAGCGGCAUCCAAACUUGGUACGCAGUCCUCAGUUUUUAUCAGAAAUAGGAUUCUCUAUUUACAGUUUCAAUGCUAAUACUGUGUUUAUGGCUUAAACAAGGUCAUUCGUAGGUUUUGGAUUUGUGCUAGUAAAACAAUUGAA